Messenger RNA from Penicillium soppii, 264 nucleotides. RefSeq lists its product as uncharacterized. The record is from RefSeq and is a predicted model, not a curated record. NCBI's taxonomy places the organism in Eukaryota, Fungi, Ascomycota, Eurotiomycetes, Eurotiales, Aspergillaceae. The coding region runs from base 1 to 264 and encodes 87 amino acids. The transcript has a single exon.
AUGAACGUCUACAUUAUUGCCUUCCGGAGAUCUCCAGCAAUCCUCGAGAAGUGCAAGGUCGCUCUGCCACUCGGAGCGUUUAUUCGCAUUAUUGAUCAGCUCGGCAACGAAUCACCGAAGAUGAAUUGUAUCAUUGAGCAAACCAGCAGGAAACAGUCCAUUACUCGCAACAAAUUCAAUGAGUUCUGUGACGAUUAUGGCUUGAAGCUAGAUCUUGUGUUAGGUGCAGGACUUCAUGGAAGCCUGCUAUGUCAGAUUGUGUAG